AUGGCUACUUUCAGGCUAGAAUUUGUUCCAACAUAUCACCAUGACACCUACGACGCAAUCUCUGAAACAGACCCCGAACUAUCCUGUGAGGGAAAAGUCGUCUUUGUUACAGGCGGCGGUCGAGGAAUUGGUCGUGAAAUCGCAAGGUCCUUCGCCGUCGCUGGAGCUAAGGGCAUAUUUAUCAUUGGAAGGACUGGUACAGAGUUACUCAGUGCUGUAGAAGAGAUUAAAAGUGUCUCUACGGGCACUCCAGUACCAGUUCAUCAUGCCGAAGCCGAUAUCACUGAUAGAGCAGCUGUUGCAUCUGCCUUUCAGCAGGCUAUUGCAGCAUUCGGCCACAUCGAUAUCCUCAUCCAGAACGCAGGAUAUCUAGAUGCCCAUCGCUCGCUGUUGGACUCUGAUCUCGAUGACUACUGGAAGACGUUUGAGAUCAAUGUCAAAGGAGGCCUAGUUGUAACCCAGCAGUUCCUGAAGCAAAGCAAGCCCGAUGACACGAUUAUCAAUGUCGGAUCUGGAGCAGGGCAUUUACCCCCCAUCCCGGGUUACUCUGCGUAUUCUUCAUCAAAGCUCGCAUUCGCGAAGGUGAUAGAAUCUGUCCAGUUGGAAAACCCUCAUCUCCGCGUUUUCAGCAUCAACCCCGGGGCCAUUGCCACAGAGAUGCAGAAGAAGUCUGGUGAUAUUGCCACAGUGGACAACAUUCGGCUCCCAGCGUCGUAUUGUGUCUGGCUGGCUACUUCGAAAGAGGCUGAUUGUCUGAAGGGCAGGUUUCUUUGGACCAAUUGGGACGUCACAGAGCUGCUGCAGCGGAAGGAUGAAAUAGAGAAGCAGAAUCUUUUAACUCAUGGCCUUCUUGGUCUGUAA
Molecule: messenger RNA, 861 nt
Organism: Fusarium mangiferae
Lineage: Eukaryota; Fungi; Ascomycota; Sordariomycetes; Hypocreales; Nectriaceae
Exons: 2
Coding region: 1-861 (286 amino acids)
Cellular component (GO): cytosol
Molecular function (GO): oxidoreductase activity
Source: RefSeq, a predicted model, not a curated record